AUGGUGCAGUCGCUGGUCUGCGACAUCGAUGUCCCCAGCUUGACCGGCCGGCAGGACUGGCCGGCAGGACUGGCCGGCAGGACUCGGCAGGGCCGGCCGGACUCGGCAGGGCCGGCCGGCAGGACCCGGCAGGGCCGGCCGACAGGACCGGUCGGCAGGACCGGUUGGCAGGACCGGCCGGCAGGGGCGGCCGGCAGGACUGGCCGGCAGGAUCAGCCGGCAGGGGCGGCCGGCAGGGGCGGCAGGACCCGGCAGGACCAGCCGGCAGGGGUCAGCAGGACCCGGCAGGGGCGGCAGGACCAGCCGGCAGGGGACCAGCCGGCAGGGGUCGGCAGGGACGGCAGGACCGGCCGGCAGGGUUCGGCAGGGACGGCAGGACCGGCCGGCAGGAGUGGCAGGACGCGGCAGGGUGGCAGGGCCGGCAGGAUAUCUCGCACUGUACACUAG
Molecule: messenger RNA, 447 nt
Organism: Pectinophora gossypiella (pink bollworm)
Lineage: Eukaryota; Metazoa; Arthropoda; Insecta; Lepidoptera; Gelechiidae
Product: cuticle collagen 19-like
Exons: 3
Coding region: 1-447 (148 amino acids)
Source: RefSeq, a predicted model, not a curated record